Lodderomyces margitis is the source of this 1416-nucleotide messenger RNA. RefSeq lists its product as uncharacterized. The transcript has a single exon. The coding region runs from base 1 to 1416 and encodes 471 amino acids. NCBI's taxonomy places the organism in Eukaryota, Fungi, Ascomycota, Pichiomycetes, Serinales, Debaryomycetaceae. The record is from RefSeq and is a predicted model, not a curated record.
AUGGCUACUUCAACUACUACUAGAAAGAAGAAAAAGUUAGUGUACAAACAAGACUCUGAUGGUGUAUUUAGAUUGAAAAAAGUGGAUGACUGCAGUAGUAAUAAUAGCAAUUUAUCAAUCACUAGUGACGAUUACCUACUGAAGAAGGGCAGGGUAGACAAUUACCUCAAUGAACUAAUGGAUUGCUCUUAUACUAUUGAAGGUGAUGCUGAUUUGGCCAAUCUACAAUCACAGAUCAUCAGACCGAGAUCGAAAUCAUCUAAUGAGAUCAAUUCCCAAUCGGGUAAUAAUUCAAGUGAGGGUAAACAAACCGAAAAAAUACCAAAGCCGCAUUCUUACACCAGCAAAGCAAGAUCAAAUUCAGUGCCUACCACAAUUCCCACGAAUUCACCAAUAUCUAGCUCAGAUACUAGCAUAGGAUCCACAAUCACUCAGCGGCUGUCAUUAUUUCCCAAUAUUAUGGCCCAAUUGAAACAGAAUCAACAACAAGACUUUAAACUAUUCCACGUGCCUAGCUUUUCAUUAGGAGUGAUAUUGACGGCAGUUGCUGCUGCAUUCAGAGAUCUGUUGACUCGCUUCACGGUUGGCUUAAUUGUCUGCGUGAUUGCAUUAGGACUCAUAGUCUUAGCUGGUCUCGUUGCCGCACUUUAUAUGGGGCUAAUUAAACAGGAUGAUGUGAAGCUAAUCAAUCUGCUUAAAACGUAUUUGCAGGAGAUACAACAACAAUCACAAGAGACUCCUUUAGAUGGAUUGAAAAAAAGAGACGAUGUUAGUGAUAUCAUACAACAUUACACUGGAGACGAUGGCCGACGUAAGUCGAGGGAAUCGCUAACACCUACUUUUAGCAGUGGUGAACAACCACCAGAAACUAAACGUCGCAUGUCAAAUAUUAGAGUUACACCAUACAGGUUUGAAAGAGGCAUUGACUCAUCCAACCCAUCAACUGAAAAGCUUAACUUGAAUCGCCAACUAAAGCAAAAUUAUACAUUGGCGAACAACAGUACUCCUGAUUUUGCAACAGGUCCUGCUACUUCUGACACCUCUUUGAAAAAUGUACCAGCAUUGAAUAGAAUCAACACUGAACCGAUACAGUCGCUCAAAAACAGACGCAAACUGGCCUCACCGCCUUAUCCUGUACAUACAACCAGAAGGCCACGGUUUGACUCAGUGCAAACAGCCAGCUCUUCUGUCAAAAACUUACCAUCUUUACCAUCUGAUGAACUUCCAUUCAUCAAUGAAGUGAAGUUGAUUGACUCAAUGGAACAACAACAGAUUGAUGACGAAGGGUAUGAUUACAUAUCGUCACACCCUAUAAAUGGUCACUUUGACAGACGCAGUAGCUCGCCCACUCGAAAGCAAUCAAUCUUGGGGACUACUGCCAAUUAUGAAAAGUUUAUAGCCAAUGUAGAUCAUUGA